Molecule: messenger RNA, 1093 nt
Organism: Cydia strobilella
Lineage: Eukaryota; Metazoa; Arthropoda; Insecta; Lepidoptera; Tortricidae
Gene: Lsm12a
Product: LSM12 homolog A-like
Exons: 3
Coding region: 146-700 (184 amino acids)
Molecular function (GO): RNA binding
Source: RefSeq, a predicted model, not a curated record
AGAAACUUCAAAAAUUUCAAUGGCCGACGUCUCGUCGCCUCAACAAAACAUUUGAGCACGUUGAACUUACAUAAUUGUUUUAUUAGAAGCCAUUGAGCUGCAUGCUACCGGUUUAUAUAACGUAAACCCCAAAAACAACUCCAAAAUGUCAACAGUCGUGUCUGACUGCUUUACUAUCGGCAGUAUAGUAGCAACGCGAACAUGUUACAACCAAGAAAUAGAAGGAGAAGUUUUGGCCUUCGAUCCUCAAACGAAGAUGUUGAUAUUGAAAUGUCCAUCAUCCAGCGGUAAUCCUAAACGCCAUGAUGUGAAUAUUGUUAAUUUAUCGUUAGUCAGUGACGUCCAAAUCAAGAAAGAAGUGACCGCCGUGCCGGAAGCUCCCCAGACCCUUAAUUUAAACAGACUUAACACUAGAGUACGAAAUUCUAUUGAGAAUAAGAGAAGACUAGUAUCAGCACUAUCAGCAUGCCUAGACCCCGAGGGUCAGCGUCUUUUCCUGGCCAUCGCGCGGGUGAUUGACGACGUGUCGUGGGCCGGCCAAAACAUCCGCGUCUACAACGAAGUCACCAUCUCACCUCCUUACAAGGUAGAGAACGUGGUGGGCGAGCCGGAAUCGAAGCCCUACAACUACAUCCGCAAGUUCGUGGAGCGCCACUGGAGCGACCGCGAGCACCCGCCCACCGCGCCCGCGCCGCAAUAGUACCCCGCACCCACAAACCUGUCAAAAUGUCUAAACGUUCGGUAAUGACUGUUUAAAAAAAAAUUGAAAAUCUGAUUCUCACAGGUCCUGAUCUUUUUGGGUUCUUCCAGCACAAAAUCAUUAGCAUAGAAUAAAUUUAAAAGUAAAAAAAUACUGUCGGGUGAGAAGUGUAACGCUCUUAUGGUAGAUGUCGCUUGAUGGUCACUUAAACCCAUACCCACCCAUGGUGGAAGGAUUCGCUGGCGAUGGAUGAGGUCUUGGUGGCUCAGUUGGCAGAGCGCUGGAGUAUCGAUCCAGAGGCCGUGAGUUCAAGUCUCACCCAAGGCAGUAAUUUUUCUACUUUGAAAUUUAUUCUAAGCUAAAUAGCAUCAAUCGCAGACGUUUCUGCUUGAU